CAUUAAUUAAAGUUAUUUUGUGUAAAGUGCAUCUGCAUGUUUGUAACAGAGAGGGUGCGUAUCUUUUCGAGACUGUAACUGAAUCAAAACACACCGAGAUUCAGCUUGGAUUAGUUUUUCUUUCUGUUAGUUAUUCUGAUAAAGUGUGCAAACACAACCCCCUCGUUGAAGCGACUGAGGUCAACGGGACACACUGUUAUUAUAAAGAUGGCGUUUAUUAAAGAGGAGAGUGAAGACGUGAGGAUUGAAGAAUCUUUCAGAGACAAACACGAAGAAACUGAGACACAAACAGGCCUGAGGGUGCUGAAGGAGGAGGGUCAAGAACUGAAUAAAAAGGAAAUUAAGCAUCAAUAUGAGAAACAUCAUUCAUUAAUAAGAGGAGAAAAAUCUUUAAGUUGCUCACAGAAUGAAAAGACUUUGUCACGAAGAAGAGCUCAAACGACUAGUCAAACUAGUAGUCAUUUCGAUCAACAUGGAAACCUUGAUGUUGACAUGAGAAUUCACAUGGGAGACAAGCCAUUCUCCUGCCAGCAGUGUGGGAAGAGCUACACCUCGAAAGGAAGUCUUAAAGACCACAUGAAUAUUCACACUGGAGAGAACCCUUUCACCUGCCAACAUUGUGGAAAAAGUUUCAUUCGAAAAGGAAACCUGACUGUCCACAUGAAAAUUCACACUAGAGACAGCCCAUUCACCUGCCAGCAGUGUGGGAAAAGUUUUGUUCAGAAAGGUAGUCUUAAAUCCCAUAUGAGAGUUCACACUGGAGAGAGUCCUUUUAUCUGUCAACAAUGUGGAAAAAGUUUCACUCAAAAAGGAAACCUGAAAGUCCACAUGAGAAUUCACUCUAAAGAGACCCCAUUCUCCUGCCAACAGUGUGGAAAAAGUUUCACUCAAAAGGGAAGUCUUAAAGAUCACACGAAAAUUCACACUGGAGAGAACCCUUUCACCUGCCAGCACUGUGGAAAAAGUUUCAUUCGAAAAGGAAACCUGAAAGUCCACUUGCGGGUGCACACUAGAGAGAGCCCAUUCAGCUGCCAACAGUGUGGAAAAAGUUUUUCUCAGAAAGCAAGCCUUAAAAUCCACAUAAGAAUUCACACUGGAGAGAAGCCUUUCACAUGCCCUCAAUGUGGAAGGAGUUUUACACAUAAAGGAACCCUUAAUAACCACGUGACCACUCACACAGGAGAGAAGCCAUUUGUAUGUAGUCAGUGUGGAAAGUGCUUCCGAUUUACGGUAACCCUUAAAGACCACAUGAGGAUUCAUUCGAGAGAGAUUCGUUUUGUAUGCCAUCAGUGUGGAAGGAGUUUCACAGACAGAAAUGAUCUUAAGAAUCAUGUAGUAACUCACAUCGGAGAGAAGCCUUUCAUGUGCCAUUACUGUGGAAAGUCUUUUAAAAACAAUGCAAAUCUUGAGGUUCAUUUAAGAAUUCACACCGGAGAGAAGCCUUUCAGCUGCACUCGAUGUGGAAAGAGUUUCACAGUUAAAGGAAACCUUGACAUUCACAUGAGGGUUCACACUGGAGAGAGACCUUACAGGUGCCUUCGGUGUGAGAAGAGUUUCACAUAUCACACGGACCUGAAACGUCAUUUGCAAACUCAUUCUGGAGAGAAAUUCCAGUGUUCUGAGUGUGACAAGGGGUUUCGAAAAAUUUGCAAUUUCAGAAAACACCUGCAUAUGUAUUCCGGAGGAAGACCAUUUAAUUGUGUUAAGAGUAAAAGAGAAAUCCCAAAACUCUCAUCACACUUAGAGUUACAUAUGAAAAGGCAUGCAUAUGUGAGACUGUAUUCUUGUUCUUUUUGUGGAAAGAGUUUUAAAUGGCUCUGCCAUUUAAAAUGCCACCAGAAGAUGCGUAUCUGUGUGAAAUCAAAGCUGCGUUUACGUCACAGAUGACUGCGGCCCAAACUUGAUUUUCUGCUCAAAUAGGUUUUUUUUUUUUUUUUUUUUUUGAGGUUGUUCACAUGACAUUUUAAAAUCCUGUAAUUUUGUUUGUAUUGAGUUUUUUUCUUUUUUCAGUAUAAUACUUAUAAUCAGUAUGCUGUAGUCAUGUGUCUACAUUCAUAGCCGCGGGAACAUGUUUUAUCUGGGGGGUGCUUGAUGUUGCAGGACGGGGCCAUGGUGGGGGAUUUUUGACAAAAUCCUAAUAUUAAACAGCCUCUUAUAGAUUUACAUACAAAUUAAGAUGCAUAUGCGAACCAAUAUAUAUUUGUGUUUUUGUGAUUUUUAGUUCAAUGUUUUUAACAUUUCUAUUAUUCAAGGGGAUUUUACUCAAUUUUAUCAUCACUGAUAUUCAAAAGUUUUGGUCAGUGCACUUUGGCGAAUUCUCUCAUCAGAAACAACAAAGUGCAGAUGUACAUCAGAUAUAAAUAAGAGAUUAAUUCAUCAUACACUGCAGACAACAUCACUGAUUAUAACUUAUAGCUUUUUUUAGAGUGCUUACACUCACACUAGACUGAAUUCAGUGAUAUUCUUUGAUAAUGUAAAUGUUCUUUGCUCGCUGUAUAAUUUGAUUGAUGUUUAAAUAAUCGUGGACAUGCGGCAUUAUAAUUCAACUUAAAAUGUCUUUUUAUUAAACGUGAUCAGUUUAAACACAAA
Molecule: messenger RNA, 2589 nt
Organism: Cyprinus carpio (common carp)
Lineage: Eukaryota; Metazoa; Chordata; Actinopteri; Cypriniformes; Cyprinidae
Source: RefSeq, a predicted model, not a curated record